This is a messenger RNA of Vidua chalybeata, 8771 nucleotides long. RefSeq names its product neurobeachin like 2 (gene NBEAL2). Gene Ontology annotation, molecular function: protein kinase binding. Gene Ontology annotation, cellular component: membrane; cytosol. The record is from RefSeq and is a predicted model, not a curated record. Gene Ontology annotation, biological process: intracellular protein localization. NCBI's taxonomy places the organism in Eukaryota, Metazoa, Chordata, Aves, Passeriformes, Viduidae.
GCAUGGCUUCUUCCCGGGAGCGGCUCUGCGAGCUCUGGAUGCUCUUCUUCGCCAAGAAGGACCUGUCCUACCUGCAGCAGUGGCUGGAGGCCUUCGUCACCAGCUUCGAGAGGGUCAUCGCCCUGCCCUCGCUGGAGCCCCGCAGGCCCGAGGAUCCGGGCUCGGAGAUCCCGGCGCUGCCGCGGGAGGUGCUGCAGGUGCUGAGCCAGCGGCUGGGACACAGCGUGGCCCUGGGGACACGCGACGGGGACAGGGGGACGGGGCUGGGCCAGGCGCUGCUGCUCCUCAAGUUCUUCAUCAUCAUCUGCAGGAACCUGGAGAACAUCCAGCCCGACAGGAACCCCGGCUGCCUCCCGCACGUGCUGCGGCUGCUGCGGCUCUGCGGGAGCCAGCUGCGGAGCAUCCCGGGGGACGAGCGGAGCCGGGCACAGCUGGAAAAUGGGGCACAGCUGGAAAAUGGGGCACAGCUGGAAAAUGGGGCACAGCUGGAGAGCCAGGAGAAUGGGGAAAAGCUGGAAAAAGGGGCACAGCUGGAGAAGGGGACACGGACGGAAAAUGGGACACAGCUGGAGAGCCGGGCACAGCUGGAAAACCGGACCCAGCUGGAAAACGGGAUGCUCCACGCCCUGCACCUCUGCGAGUGCUUCCUCGACCCCUACCAGACCUGGCGGCGGCAGCUGAGCGGGGAAUCCAUCAGCUCCAAGGAGAAGAGCAAAUACAAGUUCGCCCCCGCCCCGCUGCCCCCCGAGUUCGGUGCCUUUUUCCAAGAGAGUUUCCAAGGUGGGAAGCAGCUCCCAGAAACCAUCCAGCUCCGGAUUAUCCAUCUUUUUGGAGCCAUCCUCUCCGGAUCCAAGCCCAACGCGCUCCAGGCCAUCACCCCGGCGGCGCUGGACGUGCUCCUGGGGGUUCUGCGGCGGGGCGGCAGCGGGGCCCCCCCGUCCCCCGCGCUGCUGGAGGCCACGCUGCGCUCCGUGGUGGCCGCGGUGCACGUCCUGCACGGCUCCAGCCCCGGCGCCGGCCCCGUGUCCCUGCGGAGCCUCCUGGACGGAUACUUCAGGGUGCUCAACUCCGACCUCCCCGCCGCCUCCCUGGCGCCCGAGGCGGCCGGCGGCCUCAUCGCCCUGCGGGUGCUCAUGUUGGACGCCAUCCCGGCCAUGCUGAGCUGCCAGGACCGGCCGGUGCUGCAGGCCGUGUUCCUCAGCAACAACUGCUUCGAGCACAUCAUCCGCCUGCUCCAGAACAGCAAGCUCUACCUCGGCAGCUCGCGGGAGGCGGGUGAAGCCCGGGACGAGGUUCCCACCUGGAACGGGGAUGGACUCCAGCAGGUCAACGCCAGCGGCUCCGACGCCAUCGCUGUCCACGCCCUUGGGGUGCUCACGGCCAUCAUGAGCAACUCGCCGUCAGCCAAGGAGGUGUUCAAGGAGCGCAUCGGCUACACCCACCUCUACGAGGUGCUGAGGAGCCAGGGCCAGCCCACCCAGCGUCUGCUCCAGGAGCUCCUCAACAUGGCAGUGGAGGGUGACCACAGCUCCUUCCCAGUGCGUCCCAUCCGCAACGAGCAGCCCCUGCUGAUCCUGCUGGCCUGGCUGCCGGCGCUGGAAUGCCGGGAUCUCCAGGUGUUCCUGUCGGCGUGGCUGCGGCGGCUCUGCGAGGCCUCCCUGCCCAGCCGCCUCACCUGCGUCAAGGCGGGCAUGGUGGGCUCCCUGCUGGGCGCCCUGGCCACCGAGCCGGCGCUUCCCGGCGCCUGCUCCCAAAACCUGCUGGAGCUGCUGCGCUCCUUGGGCAGCCUCUCCAUCCGGCCCGGGGAGCUGCGGCAGCUCCUGCGGCUGCUGCGGCGCGAGCGGGGCCGGGGGCCGCAUCCCUACGUGGCUCCGGUCAUCCGGGCGCUGUCCGGCAUGGCCAGGGGCGAGGGGCCUCCCCGGGCGCUGCAGAGCUUCGACCUGAGCCCCGGCAUGGCCGGGAUCAUGGUGCCCACCAUCCAGAAGUGGCCCGGCGGCGCCUUCGCCUUCCACGCCUGGCUGUGCCUGAGCGAGGAGGAGCCAGAGCCGCUGGCGAGGCCGAAGAGGAGGCAGCUCUACAGCUUCUUCACGGCGGGCGGGACGGGCUUCGAGGCGUUCUUCACCGCGGGCGGCGUGCUGGUGGUGGCCGUGUGCACCAAGAAGGACUACAUGACAGUGGCACUGCCCGAGUUUGCCUUCAACGACUCGGCUUGGCACUGCGUUGACAUCGUCCACGUUGCCGGCCGCCGGCCCUUCGGCCAGAACAUCGUCAGCAUCUACGCCGACGGACACCUGCGGAAAACGGCGCAGCUCCGCUUCCCCUCCCUCCACGAGUCCUUCACCUCCUGCUGCAUCGGCUCCGCGGGCCACCGGACCACCACGACGGCCGCCGCCACUGCCGGCCACCCGCCGGCACCCCACGGGCCGGAGCUGGUCUUCACCCAGCACCCUGUGCUGGGACGCUCCCAGUCUGUCCCCGCCACCCUCGGUCCCCACUCUUGGACCCCCACCCAGCUGCCCACGGAGGGGGUGGUGGCCACCACGGCAGCCGGAAGCCAGGACACGGAGUGGGGCAGCCCCACCUCGCUGGAGGGUCACCUGGGCUCCGUGGCCAUCUUCUGCGAGGCUCUGCAGCAAGCCCAGGUCAAGGCUCUCUUCUGUGCAGGACCAAAUGUCACAUCCCCGUUCACACUGGAAGGUGACUUGGUGGAGCUCAGCAGUAAACUCUUGCUGUACUACACCCCCCAGGCCUGCAGGAACAACAUCUGCUUGGACCUCUCUCCCAGCCACGGCUUGGACGGGAGGCUGACGGGACACAAGGUGGUCAACUGGGACAUCAAGGACGUGGUCAACUGCGUGGGUGGGAUGGGGGUGCUCCUGCCCCUGCUCGAGCAAGUGGUGUCCAAGACGGAGGAGCCCGAGGAUGAACAGGAGACCAACGACCUGGUGGGGCCGGAGCUGACGUCUUCCAGGAACGCCCAGGGCAUGCUCAUCCCACUGGGAAAGUCCUCAGAGAGCAGGCUGGAGAGGAACAGCGUGGCCGCCUUCCUGCUGCUGGUGAAGAACUUCCUGCAGAACCACACCGUGAACCAGGAGAGCCUGGUGCAGUGCCAUGGGCCGGCCAUCAUCGGAGCGCUGCUGCACAAGGUCCCUGGCACGCUGCUGGACAUGAGCACCUUGGUGGCCUCGCAGAUCCUCAUGGAGCAGGUGGCUUCCGAGGGCAGCGGGCUCCUGCUGCACCUCCUCUACCAGCACCUCCUCUUCGACUUCCGCAUCUGGAGCAACAGCGACUUCGCCGUGCGCUUAGGUCACAUCCAGUACCUGGCCAGCGUGGUCAAGGACCACAAGCAGCGCAUCCGCAAGAAGUACGGGGUGCAGUUCAUCCUGGACUCCAUCCGGACCUACUACGGGGAGAAGACCACAGCCACCGAUGACAUCAGGACGGUGCAGACGUCCCUUUUCAGCCUGGUGAAGGAUUUCUUCUGCAGGAGCUUCUCCGGGGAGGAGAUGCAGAGCUUGCUGAACUACCUGGCAGGGGCACAGGAUGAGCAGCAGGUCUGUGGGGCACUGGAGGUGAUCCACAGCCUGCUGAAGGGCUCCCCAGCCCAGGAGCAGCUCUUCGCCUUCCUCUUCGAGCCGGGCCAUGUGGAGCUGCUCUUCUCCCUGCUGGUGCAGAAGAGGUUCUCGGAUGAAGUGAGGGAAAGGGUCUUCAAGGUCCUCUACAAGAUGCUGAAGUACGAGAAGGUCCCCGAGCGCAGCAAGAGCCGCCUGAAGCUGAAGGACAUCGGGUACCACGGGCUCAUCUCCUACCUCAGUGACGUUCCCGGCUCCAUGCUGCUCUUCCGCUGCCUCUCGGAGCAGGUCCUGGGGGCAGACCCUCCCAACUACAAGGACCUGGUGGCCGUGGUGUACCUGUCCCACCGGGCUGAGCUGAGCAUCCGACUCGACAUCUGCCGCAAGCUCUUCCACCUGAUCUACGCACAGCAGGACCUGGUGAAGCAGCUGGCCAGGUUGGCCGGCUGGCAGGACACGCUCACCAAGCUCUACGUGAAGGAGCCUCGGACCAGGAGCUCUCCGAGGGCUUCUCCGACCACUCCAUCUCCCCGAGCGGCCGCACCAAGUCCUUCCACUCCUACAACUUCAAGUCCUUCGACUCCUCGGACCGGGCCAGCCGCUGUCCUCCAACCCGGGGACGGUCCCCCCUUCGACGGCGUCUACCACCCGCUGUCCCCCUUCUCCACCUCGCCCUUCGACCUGGGGCUGGACCUGGCCAGCACCAGCUCCAUGGCCACGGCCGAGAGCGGCACCCAGACCCCGGCCAGCGGCCCCGGCACCCCCUCGCCCCUGGAGAGCUUCAAGCCCUUCCCGGGAAUGCGAGCGCGCAAGAGCUCCAGCCUGUCCAACGUCCUGGAUGAGAGCAGCUACCAGGACGUGCUGCCCAGCGACAACGUCUCCAACACCAGCAACCCCCAGCAAACCCCCGAGGAGGAGCUGUGCAACCUCCUGACCAACAUCAUCUUCUCGGUGACGUGGCGCGGGGUCGAGGGCUGGGACGAGGCGGCCUGGAGGGAGCGCGGCCAGGUCUUCUCCGUGCUCACCAAGCUGGGCAUGGCCUGCGAGCUGGUGCGGCCCCCGGACGAGAUCAAGCGCAGCCUGCUGGAGAUGAUGCUGGAGUCGGCGCUGACGGACCUGAAGGAGUCGGGCCCAGCGGCGCUGCCCGGGCUCACCCACAACGCCCUGAAGCUGCUGCGGCUGCUCCAGGAUUUCCUCUUCUCCGAGGGACACAACAACCAGGCCCUGUGGAGCGAGAAGAUCUACGAGGGGGUCAGCAGCCUGCUGGACAAGCUGGGCGUGUGGCACCACCUGGCCGACGGCACCUCCGACCUGAAGGAGAUGGCGCAGGCGGGACUGCGGGUGCUCGUCGGCUACAUCCUGCUGCAGGACCCCCAGCUGCACUCGCUGGCCUACGUGAAGCUGCACAGCCUCCUGCAGACCACGUCGGCCCCGCGGAGGGACGAGGCCUGUUACCUGCUGGGGAAGCUGGAGACGCCCCUGCGGCGCUCCCUGGACUCCAGGUCGGAGACUUUCUCCUGGUUGGUGCCCAUCAUCCGCACGCUGAUGGAUCAGUGCUACGAGACCCUGCAGCUGCAGCAGUUCCUGCCCUCGCUGCCCCCCACCAACGGCAGCCCCACCUUCUACGAGGAUUUCCAGCUCUUCUGCACCACCCCAGAGUGGAGGGGCUUCAUCGAGAAGCACGUGCAGCCCACCAUGGCCCAGUUUGAGAUGGACACGUUUGCCAGGAGCCACGACCUGAUGUCCAACUUCUGGAACGCCUGUUACGAUGCCAUGAUGAGCAGCUCCCAGCGCCGGGAGCAGGAGAAGGCGGCCAGCCGCAAGUUGUUCCAGGAGCUGGUGCUGGAGCCGGCGGCGAAGCGCUGCAAGGCGGAGAACGCCCGGCACGCCAACGUCCUCAAGCAGACCAACAACCACCAGAGCACCGUGCUCAAGCAGUGGCGGUCCCUGUGCCGCCUGCUCACCUCGCCCCGCUCCGCCUGGGCUGACCGGAACCCACCGGAGGUUCGCUGGAAGCUGUCAAGUGCCGAGACCUACUCCCGGAUGAGGCUGAAGCUGGUGCCCAACCUCAAUUUCGACCAACACUUGGAGGCCAGCGCCCUACGGGACAAUCUGGGAGCUGACCACCUCCAGAACCCCGCCGAGUCCCUCCCGCUCGCCAUGGCCAAGGAGGCCAAGGUGAGCGAGCUGGAGGAUGACCAGCUGGCCGAGGAGGACCUCCCUGUCCUGGACAACCAGGCUGAGCCCAAGGAGCAGAACCAGCGGGAGAAGCUGGUGGUGUCGGAGGACUGCGAGCUCAUCACGACGGUGGCCGUGGUCCCUGGGCGCCUGGAGGUGACAACCCAGCACGUUUAUUUCUACGACGGCAGCAGCGAGAAGGAGGAGACGGAGGGAGGGAUCGGCUACGACUUCAAGCGCCCCUUGUCCCACCUGCGCGAGGUCCACCUGCGCCGCUACAACCUGCGCCGCUCCGCCCUCGAGCUCUUCUUCAUCGACCAGGCCAACUACUUCCUCAACUUCAGAAAGAAGGUGGGGACCUCCUCACCCCUCCCAGGGCCACAGCUCUGCCCGAGCUCCGGCAGCUCCACGUCCUUCUGUCCCGUCCAGGUGAGGAACAAGGUGUAUUCCUGCAUCCUUGGCCUGCGGCCCCCCAACCAGACCUAUUUCGGCAGCCGGUCCCCCCAGGAGCUGCUCAAAGCCUCGGGGCUCACACAGAAAUGGGUCCUGCGGGAGAUCUCCAACUUCGAGUACCUCAUGCAGCUGAACACCAUCGCGGGGCGCACCUACAACGACCUGUCCCAGUACCCCGUGUUCCCCUGGAUCCUGCGGGAUUACGUCUCGGAGACCCUGGACCUCACCAACCCGGCCGUGUUCCGGGACCUGUCCAAGCCCAUCGGGGUGGUCAACGAGCGGCACGCCCGCGACGUCAAGGAGAAGUACGAGAGCUUUGAGGACCCCACGGGCACGGUGGACAAGUUCCACUACGGCACUCACUACUCCAACGCCGCCGGGGUCAUGCACUACCUGAUCCGCACCGAGCCCUUCACCACCCUCCACAUCCAGCUGCAGAGCGGCAGGUUUGACUGCUCGGACCGGCAGUUCCACUCGGUGCCGGCGGCGUGGCAAGCCCGCAUGGAGAACCCGGUGGAUGUCAAGGAGCUCAUCCCGGAGUUCUUCUACUUCCCGGAGUUCCUGGAGAACCAGAACGGCUUUGACCUGGGCUGCCUCCAGCUCUCCAAUGAGAAGGUGGGGGACGUGGUGCUGCCGCGGUGGGCGCGCUCCCGCGAGGACUUCAUCCACCAGCACCGCAAAGCCCUGGAGUCGGAAUAUGUCUCCGCCCACCUCCACGAGUGGAUCGACCUCAUUUUUGGGUACAAGCAGCGCGGCCCGGCCGCCGUGGAGGCCCUCAACGUCUUCUACUACUGCACCUACGAGGGGGCCGUGGACCUGGACGCCAUCACCGACGAGACGCAGCGCAAGGCUCUGGAGGGCAUCAUCAGCAACUUCGGGCAGACGCCCUGCCAGCUGCUCAAGGAGCCGCACCCCGCCCGGCUGUCGGCGGAGAGCGCCGCCCGCAGGCUGGCCCACCUCGACACCCGCUCCCCCAACGUCUUCGAGAACCUGGGCCAGCUCAAGUCCUUCUUUGUGGAGGGCAUCAGCGAUGGGGUGGCCCUGGUGCAGGCCGUGGUCCCCAAGAACCAGGCCCAUUCCUUCAUCACUCAGGGAUCCCCCGACAUCCUGGUCACCGUGAGUGCCAACGGCUUGUUGGGGACCCAUAACUGGCUGCCCUACGACAAGAACAUCUCCAACUACUUCAGCUUCACCAAAGACCCCACCGUCACCAACGCCAAGACCCAGCGCUUCCUGCAGGGCCCCUUCGCCCCCGGGGCCGACCUGAGCUCCCGCACGCUGGCCGUGUCCCCCGACGGGAAGCUGCUCUUCAGCGGGGGACACUGGGACAACAGCCUCCGUGUCACCUCGCUGGCCAAAGGCAAGGUCGUGGGGCACAUCACCCGGCACAUAGAUGUUGUCACCUGCCUGUCACUCGACCUCUGCGGCAUCUACCUCAUUUCUGGCUCACGGGACACCACCUGCAUGGUGUGGCAGGUCCUACAGCAGGGUGGCUUUUCCAGCGGCUUGGCUCCCAAGCCCGUCCAGGUGCUGUACGGCCAUGACGCCGAGGUGACGUGUGUGGCCAUCAGCACCGAGCUGGACAUGGCCGUGUCCGGCUCCAAGGACGGCACCAUCAUCACCCACACCGUGCGCCGGGGUCUCUUCAUCCGCUCCCUGCGGCCGCCUGGCGAGAGCUGUCCCCCCGCCGUCCUGUCCCACCUGGCCGUGGGGCCCGAGGGGCAGGUGGUGGCCCAAACCGCCGUGGGGCAACCCUCCUGCUCCAAGGAGAGGUUCGCGCUGCACCUGUACUCGGUGAACGGGAAGCUCCUGUCCUCCGUCCCGCUGGACCGGGAGGUGACAGCCAUGUGCCUGACCGAGGACUUCGUGGUGCUGGGGACCUCGGAGUGCGGGCUGGAGAUCCGCGAGCUCCAGAGCCUCAGGGCGGCCGUGCCCCCCGUGCCCAUGCGGGUGCCCGUGCACAGCGUGUCCGUCACCAAGGAGAAGAGCCACAUCCUGGUGGGGCUGGAGGAUGGAAAACUCAUCGUGGUGGGCGCUGGGCAGCCCGCGGAGGUGCGGCCGGGCCAGUUCCACCGGCGGCUGUGGCGUUCCACGCGGCGCAUCUCCCAGGUGUCGGCCGGAGAGACGGAAUACAACCCCUCCGAGGGCAGGGCCUAGGCCGGCACCCACCACCCACCCACCUACCCACCCACCCCGGGGGUGCCCCGUGCCCCCCACACGGACUUGGGGACCCCCGGGCGCCGAGGGGGGCCCGGAGAGCCCCGCCCUGCCCGACAUCCGUGGCCUUAUCCAGCCCCGCCGGGGUGUCCAGCCCCCCCUGGAUUUUCGGGAGCCGCCUCCCCCGUUGUCACAGCGGGAUGGGGGACAGGAGGAGGUGGGGACCCCUCGCUGGGGAAGGGGGGGAGGGGGUGGCACAGCCCCCCCCGCCGUGCCCGCUGGCCAGGAGCCGGCGGCGUGUGGGUGUCCCCCGCUUAUUUUUUAUUUCUAUCCAUUUUUAGAGCUUUUACAGAAAAAAAAAAGAAUUGUUAUUAAUAAUAAUAAUAAUAAUAAUAAUAUAUCUGUGGGAAA